AUGUUUAGUCGUCACUUUAGCAAAUUUUCACGCCUUAGCGUAACAAUUUUCUUAAUUUUCUUCAACGGAUUCGUCAAUUCAGCGGGUUAUUCCACAAUUGGUGAAGGUCGUCAUACGAUAGAAAACGGGACAGUUACGUUGGCAAAUGGGUCAAGGAUCGCAACCAAAGUGGAUGUAGAUGAGUAUCAAAAUCAACCACGAGCUUGCAACGUGGAAAUCGACGCUGAAGGGAAUAUCAUUCUGAACUUCGAUUGGUUCACUAACACUGCCUAUGAGGGAUGCACUGUAGAUUUGGUUACCGAAAUUGGGGGCGACAAAGAAACCAACGUUGUGGAGUUUACAGUGAGCUUUGAUCAUUAUGGCGAGUCAGAGUUAAACACAUGCAUGAGCUGUGGUGGUAUGAGCGGCAAUAUGUUAAUCUUAUCUAAUUACGUUCAAAAUAAAAUAUUUCUUUUUAGAAUUCCAUUCGUCUUCAACAUAGAUUCUAAUGAGUUCGACGAACUUGUUCAAAUGCCACCAAACGAAUGGCCUUGUCAACGGCCGUGGAAUAAGCUGUGGAGUUCAUCUGAAAUUCGAAUUUGUUAUUCGGGCGAUGAAAUACAAAUAGGGUCGUUUAUAGACACUCCAGGACCUCUGAAUUUUUGGUUUUGGUGUCAUCGGGAUGCUAAUAGAACAUUUCAAAAUUUAAAACAAUUGGACUUUAAUGUGGAAAUAAAUGGAGAAACUUUUGUUGUGAACCAUACGGACUAUAAUUUCUCAAGAUGUAAAAGUGAGAACUUUGCAAAGCCUUUGUGUUCGCCUGUUAAACCCAAAGUUUGGCCUAUUGUGGGAAAUGCUAAGCUGGAAGGAAAAGGCUUGCUGGCCUUCAGUCUUUUGCCUAGAUAUCAGAUUAUAUUUCGCAGAGGAUGUCAUUUUGUUUCUCUGAAAUUUUCUGGUAAAAAAUAUUCUCUUCUGACAACAUUACCUCCAUUACCUCCAAAGCCUCUUACUACAAUGAAUGGAACAACAAUUGAUGAAAUUAUCACUUUAUUCAAAAACAAUGGGGACUUUGAGUAUGAAAGCUCGACUUCUGAUUCAUCAAAAAACUUGACAAAUCAACUAAAUUCGUCCUCUACCCAAACAAACAAAACAUCAAUUAUCGCCAAAAUAAAUGGGACUACAAUGUUCAGCACUUUGACAAAUGAAAUCUCAACUGGCGGAAAUUUAACAAAUGAGCAAACAACUCCAACAGAAGAAACGACAAUCAACGAAAUAUAUUCUGGAACUCCACAGAUCAUCCCAGCCAUAAUAGUUACUACAACCGAAGCAACAACUAUUGAGGAAACAACGUUGUUAGUCGAAACAACAACAGAAGACUUCUUUACAACAACUGAGGAAGCUACGACCGAUGAAGAUACGACCGAAGCUACGACUUAUGAAGAUACUACCGAAGAUACGACUGAUGAAGAGACGACCGAAUAUCCAACAGAGGAAACAAGCAUUCCAACAACCUCAACAACAACAACGAUCGUAACUUCAUCUGAAAUGACCACAACGUUUAUUGAUCCUACAGCAACUUCUGCUUCUCCAACAGAAGAAGAAACUACAUCUACCUCUCAGAUGGUCCUUCCUCCUCUUAAAACUUCAGAAAAUCUUCCUGAAAUAACAACACCAACAACAACAGAAGCAAUUAAAACAACACAACAAGAAGCGUUAACUGCAACUAAAAGUCCUUCAAAAAUUUGGAUUUUUAUUGUUGUGGUUGUUCUUUUGAUAUGUCUCAGUGUAGGUGGAGUCUUUUACUAUCUCAACUACAUGAAAAAGGAAGAACAUUCUGUUGAAGAAGGUGUUAAAAGAGAGGAUAGAUCAAACGAAGAAGUCGACAAAACCGAAAGGGAAACAGAAGAGGAUUCAAUGAAAAUUCUAAAAGAUAAAAAGAAACAUCCAAGAUUUGAUGAAACACAAAGAGAAACUAAAAGGGAAACUACUAUUAAACAAUUAUUUGACAAAACUCAAAGAAGCGAAAGUGAAGAGAAAUCAUUAAAAGAAGAAGAAAAACUUGAUGCAACUUCUAAAACAGUAAGCGAAGAAGAAGUAACUAUUGAGAAUAAAACAUUGCUUUCUGUUUAUGCAUCACAAACUGGAAAUGGUAGUAAAUUAAAGGAAGCAAAAGUUGAAGGAGAAAAAUCAAAAAAGGAAGAAGAAAAGAAGGUUGAAGAUAAAAAUAAUAAUAAAAAUAGUAGUGUUGCACUUUGA
Messenger RNA from Meloidogyne enterolobii, 2235 nucleotides. Lineage: Eukaryota; Metazoa; Nematoda; Chromadorea; Rhabditida; Meloidogynidae. The record is from the annotation of a GenBank genome assembly.